Molecule: messenger RNA, 1136 nt
Organism: Chenopodium quinoa (quinoa)
Lineage: Eukaryota; Viridiplantae; Streptophyta; Magnoliopsida; Caryophyllales; Amaranthaceae
Product: polygalacturonase inhibitor 1-like
Exons: 1
Coding region: 99-824 (241 amino acids)
Molecular function (GO): protein binding
Source: RefSeq, a predicted model, not a curated record
CGACAAGAUAUUAUGCUUCUAUAAAUAACCCCUUUAAAAUCAUCAUUCUAUACCCAAAUUUACUUAACUCCUUACUGUUUAAGUCAAUUAUCAUCACAAUGCCGACGCUUCUAAAACUCUCUCUCAUAUAUUUCACCCUCCUCUUCUCAUACCUCACCCUUACUACCGCCACCGACUUUCCACCAUGCAACGCCCAGGACAAGGCCGUCCUCCUAAAAGUCCGCGAUCACUUCGGCGGCCCUAACGGCCGCCUCUCGGACUGGGAAAACGACACAGACUGUUGUUCAGAAUGGAGUUUCGUGGCAUGUGGCACGAGCGGCCGUGCAUACGGCCGCAUCGAUUCUGUCACAUUCAGCCGCUCAUGGGGCCUUUCAGGCACCAUACCUUCAGACUUCGGUGAUCUGCCUUACCUCGGCUUUUUUAUUCUAGCAGAUAACAUUAACGUCACAGGAACUAUCCCCAAGUCUUUUGGCAAGCUCAAGAAUCUCUAUCACAUCGAACUCGACACGAAUAGCUUAACCGGGCCUAUCCCCAAUGAGCUGUUCAAGUUGAAGAAGCUCAAGGAAGUCGAUCUCUCCGCUAACCAACUAUCGGGUCCGAUCCCACCGUCUGUUACUUCAUUGUUGUCUCUCUCGCAGUUUAAUGUCUCCCACAAUAAGCUUUCCGGUUCCAUACCGCCGAUGCCGAAGAGUUUGAAGAGCAUUGAUGUGAGUAACAACCAGCUUUGCGGCCCCAUUCCUAGUGGUUUGAAGGGGUUCAAGCGAGCUAGUUUUGAACAUAAUAAGUGCCUUUGCGGUCCACCUUUGGCUGCUGGAUGCAAAUAAAUGGCUUAUUAAUUUAUAAUAGUUGGAGUGAAAAUUUUAAUUUUGGUGAGAAAUAAGCUUCCGUUUAGACUGUACAUGCUAAAAAUUGGGCCGUUUUAGCAAGGAUAUAACAAGUACUCGGUUGUGGGCUUUAUUAUAUAAAACAGACUUCAAGUCUAGAAGUAAGAUUAAUUUUGUAUCUCAAUUUAUGCCAUUUUGAUUCCUUUUUUGAUCCAGAUGAUCGAUCUUAAGAGUCCCAACUUUCGUGGUAUUAUGUAGUAUAUUAAAUUAUUCAAGCCUCGGAUCAACAUAUUUAUCAUUUCCUAUUGUUUA